This is a messenger RNA of Populus nigra (black poplar), 3340 nucleotides long. Its product is annotated as CRC domain-containing protein TSO1-like. Bases 155 to 2908 code for a protein of 917 amino acids. NCBI's taxonomy places the organism in Eukaryota, Viridiplantae, Streptophyta, Magnoliopsida, Malpighiales, Salicaceae. The transcript is spliced from 12 exons. The record is from RefSeq and is a predicted model, not a curated record. Gene Ontology annotation, molecular function: DNA-binding transcription factor activity.
UUCACUCUCUCAACCAAUUUUUUUUUUUUUUUAAAAAAAAAGAGUAAAAACUAUCAACAAUUUUUUCUACCAUCAGUUUCACCCUGACAGAAAAAGAUUUCAAGCAUUAAAAAAAAAAAAGACAAGAAACUAAACUAAAAUAGGGUUUCAUUUCAUGGAUUCUCCUAAAACCACCACCAUCACCACCGCAACAACCACCAUCUCCGCCACCACCACUGUCAGUUUAUCAGAUUCUCCUCCAGUUCAAGAAUCCCCGUUUUCUAAUUACGUAAGCAGGCUAUCCCCUAUUAAGCCUGUCAAGGCUUCGCAUGUAGCACAAGGACUCCUAGGAAUAAAUUCUCCUCCACUUGUCUUCACGUCACCACGGACAUUGUCAGACCGCCAAACAAAUUUCAUGCGAAGGUUUCAAUGUCCUCAGAUAUCUGGGGCAGAGAUAUCUAAGAAUAAUGGUGGAAGCAAGAAGUCUGCUGAUGGUCCAAAGGACCUGAGGAAAUCUAGCACCUAUUUGAAUAGCAGGCUGAUUAUUGAUGUCCAGAAGAGCAAUAAUAUCAACAACAACUCUGAACAAAACCAACCUGGCAGCUUCUCAGGGUGCGUUGAUGAGUACUUAUCUGAUCCCGUGGAUGUAGAUUGUGCAGACUCUGUUAAUUUGGUAAGCCAAAAUGUGAAAAGAUCUGACGAUGCACAUCAGUCAUCAGAAAGUAAUUUAACCAACUCGAAAAUAGAUAUACUAGAAUCAGAUGGCAUAAUUGAUAUGGAGACAAAAGGGGAUGCGUCUCAGGCCAUGCCUGAGCAAGAUGGAGAGGAUCCUAAGGAGCAGUCAACAUCUGAAACUAAGAAGGAAAAAAUUGAAGAGGAAGGAAACAUUGUUGAACGACCAUCUCAUGUCUGCCCAAAUUUUGUGUCUGACUUGCUUGUGGACCAUGCUUCCAGGCAACAACAAUGUGACACUUCAGGGGCUCAGGCUGCUCCUCCACUUGAAGAUUAUGGUGAGGAUGGGGGAACUGUCUUGCAUGGACCUGUUCAACUCAUAACACACCAUGGUUCAGAGGUCAGUCAGCUCCAUCGUGGCAUGAGUAGACGCUGCCUUCAGUUUGAAGAAGCUCAACAGAAAACUCCUAUGGAUGGCACAUAUUCUCUUGAUUCAGCAAUCACUAUAAUUGGUUCAAUAUCAUCUUCCAAUACAGAAUUGGAGAUUUUGGAUUCAUCUCAGGUGAAGUUACCUAGCUCUUCCAGCAAGAAGCAAACUAUGUUUGUGUCCAAGCCAUCCGGUUUUGGCUUGCAUCUCAAUAGCAUUGUCAACACUUUGCCAAUAGGAUGCAGUGCAUCAGAACCUAUCAUGAGCCACCAUUCAGCUGGGUACAAAAUUAGUUGCUCCAAACUACCCAGUUUAGUUGAAAGAGUCUCUUCAACUGCGGGAGAUGAUGUGCUCCAAACUAAGGCUUCACUUGCCACAGGCUCUGCCAUUUCCGAGUCUCUUCACAACAAGGAAACUUUAAAUAAGUUGCAGCCACCUGAGCAUCAGAUAACCCUACACAAUAAUAGGAGAUUUAGCUCGGAGCAUGCUGACAAUUUUGAGGAGUUCAACCAAUCAAGCCCCAAGAAGAAAAGGAAGAAAGUAUCAAGCACUGAUGUUGAUGGUUGCAAACGUUGUAACUGUAAGAAGACUAGAUGUUUGAAACGAUAUUGUGAUUGUUUUGCGGCUGGAAUCUAUUGUGCCGAAACUUGUGCUUGCCAAGGGUGCUUUAACAGGCCCGAAUAUGAGGAUACUGUUCUUGAAGCACGUCAACAAAAAGAAUCACAUAAUCCACUUGCUUUUGCUCCGAAGAUUGUACAGCAUGUGACUGAGUUUCAUGCAAUCAUUGUGGAAGAUGCAGGCCUGUUUACGCCGUCCUCAGGUAGGCAUAAGACAGGAUGCAAUUGCAAAAGGUCAAUGUGUGUGAAAAAAUAUUGUGAAUGCUAUCAGGCUAAUGUUGGAUGCUCCAACGCUUGUCGAUGUGAAGGGUGCAAAAAUAUCCAUGGUAGGAAAGAAGAAUAUGGUAUGACUGGAGAAAUAGUAAGCAAUAGAGCUAAUGAAGAAAGGUUAGAAAGUAUGGCUGAUAACAAACUCAAAAUGAUUGCAAACAAUAAAUUUUUACAUGCCGAGCUAUAUGAUCCGCACAGCCUGACACCACCAACACCGUCAUUCGAAUACUCAAGCCAUGGAAAGGAGGCAGCAAAAUCCCGACUCCUUCCUGGUAGGUAUGUUCUAUCGUCCGAGCCUGAUUUUUCCAUGCUGCCAUCUUAUGCAAAAUCCACAAGUUCUCCUAGCAAUUCACAUGGCAAUGACAAGCUUCGCAAAACUAGUAAAACCCUGGACGUAGUUCCCCACAGCCAGGAACUGGAUUAUAACAUCACUGAAACAAUGGGACAAUUCUCACCACGAUUUGAUGAACUAGCCGAUUUUUCUGAUCAUACUCCAUUGCCAAAUCCUUCCCCCAUCAUGAUGGCUUCGUCUUCAUCUAAAACGCGGGACACGGCAAUUAUUUCACAGCUUUGUUUGUAUCCUGAAAGUGGCCGUCUCUCAUCUGGCGGUUCUCUUCAGUGGCGGAGUUCACCAAUUACGCCAAUGACUCGGUUAGGUGAGACCAAAACUCAAGCACUGGACUCCGGUUGUGGGCUUUAUGACAUUCUGGAAGACGACACUCCCGAAAUAUUUAAGGAAUCUCCUACCCCUGUCACAUCUGUUAAAGCAAGUUCUCCUCAUAAAAAACGAGUUUCUCCUCCUCGUGGUCACAUCCAAGAGUUUCAAUCGAGCUCUUCAGCAGGCUUGAAAAGUGGGCGCAAGUUCGUAUUGAAGUCUGUGCCUUCUUUCCCUCCCCUCACUCCCUGUAUCGAUCCCAAAGAUCGCACCCAACAGAAAUACUAGAAAAAUAGAUAUUUGUUAGUGACGUUGGAUAUACUUCAUUCAAGGAAAGUACAUAUGCAGCUAUGAUCCGAAGGAUCAAUUUUGUGCCAGGUUCGGAUAUGGACCACAUAUGAUUCUUAAUUGAUAAGUUAGGUACUUGAUUGUCACAAUCUUUCUUAAGUAGGUGUUUCUUAAGUAGGUGUCGAGUGACCACAGGUUCAGGGUAUACGUGAACUCAUGCAAGAGAUGCAGCCAGGCAUGAUCAUCAUAUGCAAUCUUUCAUGUUUGCUCCCUUUUCCAUUUUCAAUUCGUAUCAUUUUGUUUUGCAAUUGGAUGUUUCUACUGUUGAUUUGAUUUCAUUCAUGGUUGGUGGAAGGGCUGACCUUGUUUGUUAAAGAAUAUGGAGGAGGAUAGAAAGUUGUUGGAAGAGAAAGGAUAAUUAUUUUUCCCUUU